Molecule: messenger RNA, 285 nt
Organism: Aspergillus ruber CBS 135680
Lineage: Eukaryota; Fungi; Ascomycota; Eurotiomycetes; Eurotiales; Aspergillaceae
Product: mitochondrial 37S ribosomal protein uS19m
Exons: 4
Coding region: 1-285 (94 amino acids)
Biological process (GO): translation; ribosomal small subunit assembly
Cellular component (GO): cytosolic small ribosomal subunit; ribosome
Molecular function (GO): RNA binding; structural constituent of ribosome
Source: RefSeq, a predicted model, not a curated record
AUGUUUCCUACUCGCGCUCUCUUUGCGCGGUCUGUCUGGAAGGGCCCGAAUAUUGUCCCCCUCCCUCUCCCCCGCCAAGUUCCCCCACCACCAAACCACCCCCCAAUUAAGACGCAAAAGCGCGCCGCAACUAUCCUCCCGAACUUCGUGGGUUUGAGAUUCGCCGUGCAUAAUGGGAAGACAUACCAUGAGGUCGUGAUUAGUGAGGAGAUGGUUGGGAGGAAGUUGGGGGAGUAUGUUCCCACGCGGAAGAGGUUUACGUAUAAGUUGUCGAAGAACAAAUAG